Messenger RNA from Trichomycterus rosablanca, 2671 nucleotides. It is a transcript of the gene gfm1, whose product is annotated as G elongation factor, mitochondrial 1. Gene Ontology annotation, biological process: mitochondrial translational elongation. Gene Ontology annotation, cellular component: mitochondrion. Gene Ontology annotation, molecular function: GTP binding; GTPase activity; translation elongation factor activity. The record is from RefSeq and is a predicted model, not a curated record. The transcript has 18 exons. Bases 226 to 2472 code for a protein of 748 amino acids. Lineage: Eukaryota; Metazoa; Chordata; Actinopteri; Siluriformes; Trichomycteridae.
UUGAGACUCAGGUCAGUUCUUCCACACCACUAGGUGUCGCUAUCUAACGCUGGUAAAUCCACCGCUCGCGUGUGUCGGUGUACAGGAAGUGUUGUGUGUGUGUGUGUAAGUGUGUAAGUGUGCGUGAGUGUGUGUGUGUACAGGAGCCGGCGUGACUUUCAGCCUGACAUCUCUCAGCUCAUCAGGAAGAAUCACACAACAACCGCGACCGAUCCAGAUCCUGAAAUGCGUCUUCUGAAGGCAGCACUCACUCUCAGCCGGCUCAGUCCGCACGAAUCUGGUAAUGGCAACAUCAAGCAGGUGUUGAUAAACAUUUGCCGGCCGUGCUCUUCCGGAAUCACGCCGAAUGAAAGGAUCCGCAACGUUGGCAUCUCGGCGCACAUCGACUCUGGCAAGACGACCUUGACGGAGCGGGUGCUGUACUACACCGGUAGAAUAGCAGAAAUGCACGAGGUAAAGGGGAAGGAUGGAGUGGGAGCUGUCAUGGAUUCCAUGGAGCUGGAGAGACAGCGGGGCAUCACCAUCCAGUCAGCGGCCACCUACACAAUGUGGAAACAGCACAACAUCAACAUCAUCGACACACCAGGUCAUGUCGACUUCACUAUCGAGGUAGAGCGGGCGUUGAGGGUUCUGGACGGGGCUGUUCUGGUCCUGUGUGCUGUUGGAGGAGUGCAGUGUCAAACCAUGACCGUAAACAGACAGAUGAAGCGCUACAGCGUUCCCUUUCUCACCUUCAUCAAUAAGCUGGACCGCUCGGGAGCGAAUCCCUACCGAGCACUCAAGCAGCUCAGAACCAAACUGAAUCAUAAUGCAGCGUUCGUUAACAUACCCAUCGGGCUUGAGGGAGACCUGCGGGGCAUCAUCGAUCUCAUCGAGGAACGCAGCAUCUACUUUGAAGGUCCUUGUGGGCAGAGCAUCCGUUAUGAUGAGAUCCCGGCUGAGAUGCGGGCGGAGGCGGCUGAGCGGCGGCAGGAGCUGGUGGAGUGUGUGGCGAACGCUGAUGAAACUCUAGGGGAGAUUUUUCUGGAAGAAAGAAUUCCCACCGUGGACGACCUCAAGGCGGCCGUACGCAGGGCCACCGUUCAGCGCUCCUUCUCUCCGGUGCUUGUAGGCAGCGCUCUCAAAAACAAAGGAGUUCAGCCCCUGCUGGAUGCCGUACUGGACUACCUGCCCAACCCCAGCGAGGUCAACAACUAUGCCAUCCUCAACGAAGAGGAGUCGACUAAUAGCAGUAAGAUUCUGAUGGAUUCAACCAGAGACGCUUCAAAGUCCUUUGUAGGCUUGGCCUUCAAAUUAGAGGCCGGGCGUUUUGGUCAGCUCACAUACGUGCGUGUCUAUCAGGGCUGUCUGAAGAAGGGCGAGUACAUUUAUAACACGCGCACGGGUAAGAGGGUGCGGGUGCAGAGGCUGGUAUGUCUCCAUGCGGAUCAGAUGGAGGAUGUUGAAGAAGUGUACUCGGGUGACAUCUGCGCCCUGUUCGGGAUCGACUGUGCCAGCGGAGACACCUUCACAGCUCGCACAAGUGCCAACCUCUCAAUGGAGUCCAUCCAUGUUCCUGAACCGGUCAUCUCGAUGUCUAUAAAACCAGCCAACAAGAACGAUACAGACAAGUUCUCCAAAGGGAUCAACCGUUUCACCAGAGAGGAUCCGACGUUCAGGGUACACUUUGAUACGGAGAGCAAGGAGACCAUCAUCUCGGGCAUGGGGGAGUUACAUCUGGAGAUCUACUCUCAGAGGAUGGAAAGAGAGUAUAACUGCCUGUGUGUGAUGGGGAAACCUAAAGUGGCCUUCAGAGAGAGUAUCACCGGGCCUGUAACAUUUGAUUUCACCCACAAGAAGCAGUCUGGGGGAUCUGGACAGUACGGUAAAGUGGUGGGCACUCUGGAACCCUUAGAUGCGGAAAGUUACACCAAGGUUGAAUUCGAAGACAGAACCAUUGGCACCAACAUACCCAAACAGUUUGUGCCGGCUGUCGAAAAAGGUUUUAAGGAGGCCUGUGAGAAAGGACCUCUGACAGGAUACAAGAUCUCUGGGGUGAGAUUCGUACUGGACGACGGAGCUCAUCACAUGGUGGAUUCCAACGAGAUCUCCUUCAUCCGAGCAGGAGAGGGCGCUAUGAAACAAGCUAUGGAGAAGGCUAACGUGGUCCUUCUUGAGCCCAUUAUGUCUGUGGAGAUCGUUGCGCCUAACGAAUUCCAGGGGGUGGUCAUCGCCGGGGUCAACCGUCGUCAUGGUGUCAUAUCCGGGCAGGACGGGACGGAGGGUUACUUCACCCUGUACGCCGAUAUUCCUCUCAACGACAUGUUUGGAUAUUCCACAGAGCUGCGGUCAUGUACUGAGGGUAAAGGAGAGUACACCAUGGACUACAGCAGGUAUCAGCCGUGCCUCCCCUCUGUACAAGAGGAGCUCGUAAACAAGUACCUGGAAGCUACAGGCCAGUUGCCUGCCAAGAAGAGCAAAUGGAAGAACUGAGAACAAUAGAAGAAUUUGGUUGUUUAAGUGAUAUAUGUAUAUUUUUAUGUUCUUCCGGCUCUGGAGAGACCUGCAGGCGGUUUUAUGGACGCGGUGUGGACUCGGGGGACGCCUCUGAGGAUGCAUGUACAGUGGAUUGUUUUGUACUGUGUACAGCAUAUUGUAAGGAUCUGUGUAAUUAAAAAUCUCUGCCAGCUUC